Syngnathus acus (greater pipefish) is the source of this 1196-nucleotide messenger RNA. It is a transcript of the gene nrn1lb, whose product is annotated as neuritin 1-like b. The record is from RefSeq and is a predicted model, not a curated record. The coding region runs from base 132 to 650 and encodes 172 amino acids. Lineage: Eukaryota; Metazoa; Chordata; Actinopteri; Syngnathiformes; Syngnathidae. Gene Ontology annotation, cellular component: plasma membrane. The transcript has 3 exons. Gene Ontology annotation, biological process: neuron projection extension; nervous system development.
UUUUGCAAUCUCAUGAAUUCCCAACGGAUGUUGGAAGGACGCUUCACAUUUUGUGGAUUUCCAUUUAUCAGAAGCGUCACAUAAGAGCCUCUGUGUCGGCGGAGGGACUCGAUCAGCUCAGUGGGACUUUGAUGAGCCUAAAGAUGAAGUCCCGGCCAGGCGUCACGGCUCUCCUGCUGCCCAUCACCUUCUCCAUCAGCUUGGUCCAAGUAUGUCAUGGAGCUGCAAUUGCUGUUUCAUGUGGUUCCAUCUACAAGAGUUUUGCACAGUGUUUGCUGACACUCGGGGAUAGUUUGGUGGAAACACAAAAAAGCCAGGACACGCAGGACAUUGACAUCAUCUGCAGGUCCUGGAAUGACUUCCACGCUUGUGCCAACACGGCCAUGUCUGGCUGUCCGAGAGACGCAGCAGCAGUGUGGGAGUCCCUAAGACAAGAAUCCAGGAAAGCCCAGUUCUCUGGGAACCUCUACAAUAUGUGCGCCAGUCUCACCACCCUCGCACCCAGCACUGUGCCUACACCCCUGACCCCUCCCACCUCGGAUCAGACCAACCAGGAAACACUGAAGGGGAGAACGAACCAAUGGGGCCCUUCUCUCACCACAAUGUUCUUUCCAACUUGUAGCACUUUGUUAGUGCUGCUCAGGAUGUAGCUUCAGUAUUUUACAAUGGAUUCAAGUGGGUGCAUUUGCAUAGUUUUUGCCAAGAGACCACUUGAUUUAGAAACAGACUGGACACUAUUUACUCUAUAUUAUCACCUGAGCGCUGACAAAAUUGUACUUGUGUGGCUGCUUAGGAACAUACGUAUAUGGUAGGUGAUCAGGAAAAUAAUAAUACCAUCUUUAUUCUUCUUAAAUCACAAUGACAGUCAACAGCCAGAAAGAUGAUCCAAACACAUGAGACCAGAUCAUAGGUCAGGAGUGUUUGUGAUUAGGACUCAAUCCUAAAAUCAGGAUUUCAGAGACGUUUCUUUCGUUACAGCUUUCCAAUGUAUUUUAGCACGAUCAGAUUAAAUGCAUUGUUCUCAAAGAGAAUCUGACCUAAUUGAAAUAGUUUUGGUGAGACCAGUGGACUGCAAACAGCUGCCAGCUUUUGACAGAACAAAGUCCUUUCUGGCUGAUAUGGUCAUACUGAAGAUAUGAAGUCAAUUCAAACACUGUACAUGUAUAUUAUGUUGACAUUUAUAUAUAAUAUCAUUU